Messenger RNA from Argiope bruennichi, 6244 nucleotides. RefSeq lists its product as uncharacterized. The transcript is spliced from 29 exons. Gene Ontology annotation, cellular component: membrane; glycosylphosphatidylinositol-N-acetylglucosaminyltransferase (GPI-GnT) complex. Gene Ontology annotation, molecular function: protein binding; calcium channel activity. Lineage: Eukaryota; Metazoa; Arthropoda; Arachnida; Araneae; Araneidae. The record is from RefSeq and is a predicted model, not a curated record. Gene Ontology annotation, biological process: calcium ion transmembrane transport; GPI anchor biosynthetic process. The coding region runs from base 1 to 6072 and encodes 2023 amino acids.
AUGCCUGGUUUAAGUAACGGGGAUAAAAAUGCCCCACCUGCAAAGAGCAAUUUACCUCCUGGUCGAGUUGUCAACACAACUUUACCACCCAAUCGUCCUGUACCACCAGGUAUGGACCAGGAGAAUUCUGGUGGUGAUAUUAAUCACCCAAGAAUUCCUCAUACAACUCUUACUAUACCAGGGAGCAAUGAUCCUGUCCAACCUGCUUUACCAAGAUCCCCUUUGAGAACAAUUAUAGGUCCACCAAAUGGGCCUAUGGCGAUAGGCCGACCUGCUAGGUUAAUAAACAAUGGUGUAAAUGGAAAUGGUGUUCAUGAAGUGAACGGAAAUAAUUCUGAUCCAACAACUGUAGUUCACGCCACGAACGGUGCACCACUCACAACCAGGCCCACAGCACCUAUUAGUUCACAACAAGUGAAUGGAAGAAAUGUGCAACCUGGUGUUUUGGCAAAUACCCAGACACCAAGAGUAGGAAUUCAAGCUGUCAGUGUUGUCAACGAGCAACAAAAAAGUGAAGAUGCGCCAACAAAUGGAAAUAAAAAUCCUAAACGACUACCUCAAAACAACGACCAAGAAAAAGUGUUUCUAAAGACGCCCAAUGCUUUGAGAAGAGAAGAAGCUAAAAAAGAAGCGAACAAUUCAACGAAAAAUAAUGAGACAGAGAACGGAAAGACAGAUGAUACAAAGAAUGGCAACAACAAGAAUGGUAACGGUAGGAAUGCCUCUCCAAUAAAAAGACCACUUGAUAAAAAUGGCAAUGGUAAGAAUGGUGGUGUUACCAACUCACCAACAAAGAAGGUGCUUAGGACUAAUGGAACGAAUGGAAAUAAUAAAAACGACGAAAAGUCUUCCCCUGUGAAGAUUCCUCCCAUAAAAUCAUCACAAGAAUCUCCAAAGAAGAAUGGUGCUCCAAAAUCUCAAGAGUCUUCAUCACCUACGAGAAAAAAUGGCAUCAGAGUUCCCUUAAACCCUUCUCCAACUAAGAAAACACCAAGAAAUUCACCAUCUCCUCCAAGAAAGAAAAUAGCUAAGUCUCCUUUACCUUCUCCAAAAACAGCCCGAAAGAAUGUUUUAAACCAAAGCUCACCAACCAAGCUUUUAGGCAAAGCUCCCAAUAAUUUGACAUUGGUCCCUGGACGUCCUUUACCAGCCACAACAACUCUCAUCGGCAGUCAGAAAGAGGCUGAAUCUAAAGAUGAUAAAAAUGCCAAAAAAGAUGAAGCGAAAAGUGCUGAUGAGGAUAAAGAAAAAGCAGAUGAGAAAGGGAAAGAUAAAGAAAAAGGCAAACCAUCGGAAGCUACAUUAAUUUUUGACCGAUUGUUGACAUUGUGCAAAAGAGGCGAUUGGCUUGCUGUUGAGACAUUGCUCAAUCACCUUGAUGGCCUGCAAAUCCCCCCAGAUUUGACAGAUCCGGAGAACGGUUACACACCUCUGAUGUAUUCCGUGAAGGAUAACAGAGUGUUCAUGGCUGAACGAUUUUUGGACAUGGGUAUGGAUAUUAACAUCAAAGGAAAGGAUAACAUGACAGCCCUUCACUUAUCAGCUCAACAGGUCCGAGAAGAUAUGGUACGCCUUCUUCUUGGAAGGAAAGCAGAUCCUAUGGCAGCAGGCGGUCCCAAGGGACAGUUACCACUUCACAUAGUAUGUUCCCGUCCAACUGGUCAAGCACUUACUCCUCUCCAGCUGCUUCUCAAAGCCACUGGUAAAGAUGCCAGACUUACAAAAGAUAAGGCUGGCAACAUCCCGUUGAUGUUGGCCGUGGAGGUGGGAAACCACGGCAUUUGUCGAGAGCUUCUGAUGGUGGACGCAAAAGAACAGCUGUCCGUCCGGAGGCCGGACAUCCGGGAUACACCUCUGCACAUAGCCUCCCGGAGGAGAGACAUAGACCUCAUGAGACUUCUCAUUGAGAAGGGGGCUGCUGUCAACCUCCAAAACAGUGAAGGUAUGACGCCUCUCCACAUCGCUGCUAUGGAAGGAGACGAGGGCAUGCUGAAGGUACUAAGUCAGGCGAAUGCGAGGGCCAACAUCUUAGACAGACGGGACAGGGCGCCCGUUCACUUGGCAGCAGAGAGAGGUCACACCAAUGCUGUAGAGAUACUCCUGGACAAGUUCAAGGCUUCCAUAUCACAGAGAACCAAGGACGGGAGCACCCUCAUGCACAUAGCUUCUGCUGCCGGCUUUCCUGACAUUGCCAUGAUAUUUAUGAAAAGAGGAGUUCCUAUUCACACUUCAAACAAGUCUGGUGCCAAGUGUCUUCAUAUCGCAGCUGCCGCCGGCCACGUAGAAGUAGUUCGGUCUCUGCUGAACAAAGGCGAAAGCGUUGACAUCAAAACAAAUGAUGGUCAAACAGCACUUCAUAUCGCAGUUCAAGCUUGCCAGCCGCGAGUGGUGGAAACUUUAUUGGGUUACGGAGCUCAGAUAAGACUAAAGGCUGGAAAAUCUGGGGAGACGCCCUUGCACAUAGCAGCUAGAACUGCGGGUGGAGAGAAAUGUGCUGAACUGCUGUUGAAAAGCGGAGCAGAAGUCAACGCAACUCAAGAGGAUGGAGAAACUCCUCUUCACUUUGCAGCUCGCCAUGGUCACCUGAACACUGUAGCUCUCUUACUGCAAGAUAAGGCAGAUGUACAACAAAAGUCAAAUAGUGGCGAGACACCCCUCCACGUAGCUGCACGCAACUGUCACUAUGCCGUGGCUCGCAGUCUGCUUGACCACUGGAAGAAAACCCAUCCAGGGGACAACGGUGCGACCCUCGUCAACGCUCAGAAUGAACUUGGCGAAACGGUUCUGCACUAUGCCUGCCUUAUAUCAAAGAGCCAAGCGCAUCAUCCAACGGAGGACAAAGAUCUGGUAAAGCUGCUGCUCCAGAAUGGUGGAGAAGUGAACAUCCCCAACGAAGAGUACCGUAUGACUUGCAUCCACUACUGCAGUAAAGAGGGAAAUGCUGAUAUACUGCACGAAAUAUUGAAUCAGAUCGAUCCGACGAUGCUGCAAGGUGCCUGCAAUAGAAUCGCUUUGAAUGGUUGGACUCCUCUGCUGUAUGCUUGCCAAAAGGGCCAUCCCGAAGUGGUCAACCUGUUGCUUCAAAAUGCUGCCAGAGUAGACGUCUUCGAUGAAGGGGGAAAAGCAGCCCUCCACCUGGCUGCAGAGUUUGGACACGGGGAAGUGGUAGACAUCCUACUGAAGCACAAGGCCUUCGCCAAUGCCCGAUCUAAGAAGGGCAUGACACCCCUGCAUCUGGCAGCAAGAAAUGGGUACACAGAAAUCGUCCAGAAGUUGGUCACGCAGUACGGGGCCACACUGGACGCUCUUACUCUGACAAAACGAACACCUCUUCACUUAGCAGCGGAGAACGGAAAACUCGACGUCUGCAGCGUGCUGUUGGAAAUGAGAGCUGAUGCGAACUCGAUUGAUAAUACGGGCCAAACUCCAUUACUACUGGCUGCCGAAAACGACCAUCCCGAAGUGGUGAAGCUCUUCCUCCGGCACAAGCCCGAAUUGGUGUCGAUGGCCAAUUCAAAUGGCUUCACCUGCGCCCAUAUCGCAGCCAUGAAAGGAAGUGUGGCUGUCAUUAAAGAGCUGAUGAAAUUCAAUCGAUCUAUGGUGACCUCAGCACGAAAUUUGACCGGAAACACGGCGCUUCACUUGGCAGCCUCUGGAGGACACGCUGAAGUGGUGAAAGUGCUUAUUGAAGCUGGUUCCUCGGCAACGGAAGAAAAUGCCGACGGAUACACCGCAUUGCAUUUUGCUGCUAAAGACGGACAUGUCAAGGUUUUACAAGCACUGAAAUCUGCAGUUUCCUGGCGAGUCUGCAGUAAAAAGACGGGGAUGACGGCUCUACACGUAGCUGCAAGUUGUGGGCAGACGGAGUUCGUUCAAGAAAUGUUAACUCAAAUCCCCGCCACUAUACCGAGUGAGAGACCAGGAGACACAAGCCUCAGCGAUGAUUAUGGUUUCACUCCACUGCAUUUAGCAGCAGAAUCCGGUCAUGAAGGUGUAGUCCGUGUUUUGCUCAAUAGUUCCGGAGUCCAAACUGAUUGUGCUACAGUAGUACAGGGUAUAUUGCCAAUGCAUCUCGCCGCUCGAGGUGGCCACUUAGCCGUGGCCGGUCUCUUGCUGAGUCGUUCCACUGAUCAGCUUCAGACGGCGGAUAAACAAGGUCGAACGCCGCUUCACAUGGCGGCCGCACAAGGACACAGAGAAAUGGUCGGAUUACUCCUCGGUCAAGGUGCUGAUAUCAAUGUCGCAGAUAAUAAUGGAUGGACAGCGCUUCAUUAUACCACGAGGCACGGUUUCCUCGAUGUUGUUCAGUUGCUCGUUAACAGCGGAGCAUCUCCCACAGCUGCCACAAAUGAUGGAAAAGUACCUCUCUGUUUGGCAGCUGGAGCGGGACAUUAUGACGUUUUGAAUUACCUACUCAAGAAAGAACACGACACGCACACUCUAAUGGCAGAUAGCAAUUUCCUCAUCGAUUUAAUGGUCUCAAGCAAAGCACACGCGAACAAACCAGUUUUGGAAUUCGUGUUAGUCUCAGCCGCACCGAUAGAAACAGCAGCAAAAAUGGCACGGAGUUACCAAUUACUUUCACUCAAAGAGAAAGAUCGUGCACGGGACUUGGAAGUGAUGGCUAUGUUUUGCGAAGCUAUGGCAGCUGAUUUGCUAGGCAUAACAGCAAUCUCGUACAACACAGGAACACUUCUGAGAUCAGUAGACUCCCAGAAUCAACCAUUUUUGGACGUUCUCAUCGAGCUUCAGCAGAAAGAGGUCGUGGCCCAUCCAGCAGUGCAAAAAUACUUGACGGACUUGUGGAUGGGCAGCUUGCAGUGGGCCUCUUGGAAAAUGACCCUCAUGUUUUUCUCUUUUUUAAUAUGUCCUUUAGUUUGGGUCGCCUUCUCCUUACCACUGGGCCACAGAUUCACCAGCAUCCCUAUCAUCAAGUUCAUGUCUUACCUGGUAUCACACAUAUUCUUCAUCAUCCUUCUUUCGUUCACUAUUGUCAAUCCCUGGUUGCCUUUAUGGAAAUCGACUCAUCUCAUUCCAUACAUACAUGAGUGGUUGCUUCUUUUAUGGCUAAUCGGUUUGUGGGUAUCCGAUGCGACAAACCCAAAAGACAGAGAAGGCUUAGGCUUCAUAAAAGUCAUCAUCAUGACUGUGGGGUCCAUGGGCAUUUUAACGCAUGUCGUAGCACUGGUUUUCUCAGACGACCACUCUAUUUUGGUAUGCUUGUACAUCCGCAACCAAUUCCUCGCCGUUGCCCUCUUGCUCUGCUUCGUGGAAUUCUUAAACUUCUUAACAUUCCAUCACCUGUUCGGACCAUGGACAGUCAUCAUCAGGGAUCUCAUCAAAGAUCUGAUGCGAUUCUUGGCUAUUCUGGGCAUAUUUUUAGUCGGUUUUUCCCUGCACUUAUGCGCAAUCUACCAACCAGUAUUCCUUCCAAAAGGCGCGGACAACCUUGCGCUAGUCGUAUUUCAGUCACCAAUCGACACUUUCGAGAUGCUCUUCUUCGCACUCUUCGGUCUGGUGGAACCGGAUUACAUGCCACCGAUGCACCUGAGCCCUGGAUUCUCAAAAGCCAUCAUGAAGGUGGUAUUUGGGAUUUAUAUGAUGGUCACCGUGAUUGUGUUAAUCAAUCUGUUGAUCGCCAUGAUGUCAAAUACAUACCAGAGGAUCCAGGCGCAGUCCGAUACAGAAUGGAAGUUCGGACGAGCGAAGCUCAUCAGAAAUAUGAAUAAGACGUCACCUUCACCAUCACCUAUUUGCCUUUUCACUCUAUUCGGAGAACUCUUUUACCGAUGUCCGAAGAAAAUCACAGGUAUGAAACCACAACUGCACAUGAUGAAAACUAAAAGGGACGCGGCAAUCCAACGCGGAGAUGUACCGCGAAUCAUGCCAGCAGCAUGGCAAAGGAGAUGCACACGUAGAUCGCAACAGAUUAUGCCUGUCGUGCAAAAUCUCACAGCUGGACGACCCAUUGCCAAAGUCGUAGAUUGGCCAUCUAUCGUUGUCAAAUACCUGGAAGUGACGGGAGCUGACAUCAAGAUGGAACUGCCAGAAGAAUCUCAUCCAGGAGAUUGAACUGAAAAGUGACUUUUUCGUAUGACCUCACUUUGGUGCUUCCUGAAAUUAAAAUAAGGUGCGAUGCCUGUCCAAGUCGGGCCAAUGGGUCAUCUACAGAUCAAAACUUCACUGUGCUUGACUCGCAGAAGUAUUUUUAGAUAUGUAGAUAAAAAUAAUUUGUAAAAUGUUU